This is a messenger RNA of Varanus komodoensis (Komodo dragon), 804 nucleotides long. Its product is annotated as dnaJ homolog subfamily B member 6-like. Bases 1 to 804 code for a protein of 267 amino acids. Gene Ontology annotation, molecular function: ATPase activator activity; Hsp70 protein binding. NCBI's taxonomy places the organism in Eukaryota, Metazoa, Chordata, Lepidosauria, Squamata, Varanidae. The transcript has 7 exons. Gene Ontology annotation, cellular component: cytosol; endoplasmic reticulum membrane. Gene Ontology annotation, biological process: positive regulation of proteasomal ubiquitin-dependent protein catabolic process; protein refolding. The record is from RefSeq and is a predicted model, not a curated record.
AUGGUGGAGUACUAUGAAGCACUGGGACUUGCCCGAAAUGCGUCCUUAGAUGAUGUUAAAAAAGCAUACAGAAAGAAAGCUCUCAGGUGGCACCCAGAUAAAAAUCCAGACAACAAGCAAUAUGCGGAGCAGAGAUUCAAGGAGAUUGCAGAAGCUUAUGAAGUACUUUCUGACAACAGCAAACGUGACAUCUAUGACCGCUAUGGCAAAGAUGGACUCAUGGGAAGAGGUAGGCCUGGGGGAGCAUCUAGAACCAACAUUGGCCCUGAAUAUAUGUUCCAUUUCCGCAGUGCCCAUGAUGUCUUCAGGGACUUCUUUGGGGGACGGGACCCUUUCUUUGGAGAGCCGAUGGCCUUCAGUGCUUGUGCCAGUGGAGGAAAAGGGUUCCGUUUCUACUCUUCAUCAAGCAACUUCAUCAAUGGCAAACAAAUCACCACCAAAAGAAUUGUCGAGGAUGGAGAAGAACGAGUGGAAGUUGAAGAGGAUGGGGAACUUAAAUCUGUUCUUGUUAAUGGUGUGCCUGUGGACCAAGCAUGUCUUGGGGAAGGGGGAGGGCACUGUGUCCACAGGGAGCCCACCAGGUAUCGGUCUGCUCCACAGUUUUCUUACGAUGAUGAAUAUGAUUCCGAAGCCGUCUAUGAGGUGCGCCCCGUGAGGCGGGCAUUCCCCAUCCGAGAGAGGAGGGGCUACGUAGCCGGGGAUGAGUCUCCGGCAGAGGACAACGAUUCUCACACAGACAGCGAGUCUCAUGCAGAUGAUGGGUUCCACACUGAGGACGACGAAUCCCACAUUGCUGAGUUCUAG